Molecule: messenger RNA, 1383 nt
Organism: Adineta ricciae
Lineage: Eukaryota; Metazoa; Rotifera; Eurotatoria; Adinetida; Adinetidae
Source: the annotation of a GenBank genome assembly
AUGCCAUCAAUGAUCAAGACAUGCGAAGAUGAGAAUAACAAUGAUUUUGAUUUUGAAGAAUUUGACGAGGAUAACGGUCGUGGAAAUCCGAACAUCAUAGACGGUGCUAAUCAAGAAGACAAUUUCGAAGCACAAGAGAAGGGUAUGGCAUUAAAACGUUAUUUAUCGAAGAAAUUUGGUGGACAUAAAGUUCGUUUAACAAAUAUUCUAACAUCAGUACAUUUACGUCGACAAAGGCGGCCACGAGAAUCUUUUUGUCAACAUCGAAUCUAUCAAACCGAUCAAUUGCCGCCAAAAGUUGAUCUUCGACCAGAUAUGACGCCUGUCGAUCAUCAAUUCCAUCUCGGUUGUAGUGUUGCAGCUUGUCUUGCUGGAGCGUAUGAAUAUUUAACAAACAAAGACAAUGAUUCAAGUAUUCACAUAAGUCGAUUAUUUAUAUACUACAACGCUCGCGUCUUGGCCGCUAAUUCGACUUUAAUUUACGAUUCAGGUUGUUCUGUUACCAAUGGUAUCGAAGCACUGGAAGAAUUUGGCGUAUGUCUUGAAUCUCUUUGGCCGUACGAUAUAACAUGUGUCAAUACUCGACCAGAUGACGAAGCUUACGAGCAAGCGGAAAAUCAUAAGAUAAAUGAAGCGUGCCAAAUCGACUUAGAUUUAAACGAGAUGAAAUCUUGUCUCGCCCAAGGCUUUCCAUUUACUUUUGCACUCAAAUUGUACAAUUCAUUUCAUCAGGGAGCAAAAAAAGGAAUUAUCACGACACCAACUACAUCAAAACAUAGUCCAUCGGCAAUCGGCAGUCAAGCGCUAUUAGCUGUUGGCUACAGCGAUCGAUCCAAGGCCUUCAUCGUUCGAAAUUCGUGGGGUUCAAGUUGGGGCCACAAAGGAUACUGUUAUGUUCCUUAUGAGUAUAUGACAGAUCCAAACUUAUGUUUUGAUUUGUGGACAAUUCGACGUAUAUCGAACGAUAGUUUCGGUCGAGAAUAUUGGCAGUUUGAUGACAUUGUCAACUACCUUAAUGAGAGUUCAAUUGAAAACGAAGAGGAAGAAUAUUUAAGUGACAGCGAACAUGAACUGAUGUGGACAGAUUAUCGUAGUCGUAAGAAUGCUUUUCGGUACUCUUGGGAUGAAUACCGAAAGGAUGAAAGAGGAGGAAGUUUUACGGAAAACGACGAUGAUUAUAUUCACCAACGAUACAGACGUGAUCGUUAUGAUCGCGACAACGAAGUGUUUGAUCAACGAUCAGCAGGAUAUAUUAACAAUGGUUUUAUUUCGAAUAAAAGUUAUCCCUCACCGAUCUAUGAUCGUUAUGAAGAUGAAGACAGAUUCUACUAUGAUUCUGCUCACGAUCGCUUCUUUAACAAUCAUCAGAACUUCAUGUUUUAA